AGGUACCUAAGGAGUCAAACCUCCGAUAUAAGCCGAUAUAGACAAGUGGAGAUACCCCAAUUGACGAGGAUGAGUAUAACUCGGCAUAGGUGAAUGAAUACCACCUUUGGACACAAUUAACUUUCGUGCAACGUUUAUACACCUAGAUAUCCAUUCUACAAGAUCCACUGUCCGCGACAAGCCCCAAUCUAGACCAAGAGCGGCCCAAGUCCCGUAUAGAAGUAUCAUAAUCCUAUUUCCUUUAAACAGAUAAGAUAUCCGUGACUCACUAUAAAAGCACAUACCUACCUACUUCUCUACCUAGCUACACAAUGACAAUCAUAUACCAGCCCGAAAAUGCAGAUAAGCCCCAACCCGCAGCAAUGACCUCUCCACCCUCACCCUCACCCUCACCCUUACCCCAAACCCCCUUCGGCGCCGCCUUCCGCAACCGGCACUUCUCCUUCAGCCCCGCGUACACGCCGCUGAACCACGGCUCCUACGGCGCCGUCCCGGCGGACGUGCAGGCCGCGCACGCGACCCUCCGCGCCGCGGUCGACGAGGCGCCCGACCCGUUCAUCGCGCUGCGCUUCCAUGAGCUGCUCGCGCCGCAACGCAAGCUCGUCGCCCGGCUCUUGGGUUUGGGUGCAGAUGCGGACGAGCUCGUGUUCGCGCCCAACGCGACUACGGCGUCGGAUACCGUGCUCAAGAACCUAAGGUGGGAAAAGGGAGAUGUGGUUUUGUGCUAUGAGCUUGUUUAUGAGAGCGUGGAUCACGGGUUAGCUUGGCUGGAGGAGGAGAGGGGUGUUGAGGUGUGUGUUGUGCGUGUGGCGUGGCCGGUGGCUGAUGAGGAGCUCGUUGCCGCGAUGGUGGAUGCUGCGAGGAAGGUUAAUGGCGAGGAGGGGCGUAGGGUGAGGUUGGCGGUCGUGGAUACGAUUGUGAGUAUGCCCGGGGUGCGCGUGCCGUUUGAGAGAUUGGUUCCUGCGCUGCAGGCUGAGGGGGUGCUGGUCUUGGUUGAUGGCGCGCAUGGGAUUGGACAUAUUGAUAUCGAUCUCGCGCGGCUUAAGCCGGAUUUCUUCGUUACGAAUUUGCAUAAGUGGUUCUUUGUGCCUAGGGGUUGCGCCGCGCUGUACGUCCCGAAGAGGCAUCAGCAUUUGAUCCGGACGACGCUGCCGACGGGGCAUAGGUAUCGGUCUAGGAAGACGAUAGGGCGGGAGGGCGACGAUAAGGGGUUUGUGGAGAUGUUUGAUUUUGUUGCUACUGAUGAUACGACGGCUUGGUUGUGCGUUGAGGCCGCUCGCAAUUUCCGUAACGACGUCUGCGGUGGUGAGGCCGCCAUCCAGGUAUAUUGUCACAGAGUAGCGCAGGAGAGCGCAGCUGUCGCCGCCGAGAUCCUAGGAACAUCUAUCAUGGACUGUCCUGGUUCAUGUCUACGGGACUGUGCCUUCGCCAAUGUGCGACUGCCACUCGACAUAGGCACCGACGGCCCCGGCAAAGUCGACCCGGCGCAUGCUAACAAGGUUUCGGACUGGUUUAAGAAGACGGGAUAUCGUGAGAAUGGUAUAUACUUCCAGACGGUGCUUUAUAGGGGUGUCUGGUGGUGGCGUAUCAGCGGCAUGAUUUAUGUCGAGGUAGAGGACUUUAGGAAGGGCGCCGAGAUAUUAAAGGGGCUUUGCGAGAGGGUUAGAAAUGGUGAGCAUGUUAAGGGGUAGGGCCUCCCUCGCACCAGUUGCGAUUCUCUCAGGGUUAGCGACGUAGAGGAGAGGGGUGGAUUAAGGAUAUAUCAACCCAAAUAUCUUUUAUAAAUGGUUGAUUACCUAAGAUUAUGAUUGUCUGAGAUCACAUUUUGGAGUCAAGUUAUAGAUAUAGUCAUAAAUCUCCUUGUCAUAGAGUACAUGAAAAUGUUAGAUAUACCAAUACCCCUCGAUAAUUGCUGAG
Messenger RNA from Annulohypoxylon truncatum, 1917 nucleotides. Its product is annotated as putative aminotransferase family protein. NCBI's taxonomy places the organism in Eukaryota, Fungi, Ascomycota, Sordariomycetes, Xylariales, Hypoxylaceae. The transcript has 3 exons. The record is from RefSeq and is a predicted model, not a curated record. Bases 312 to 1691 code for a protein of 459 amino acids.